CCACCACCGCACACCAUGACGGCUGCCGUCGCGGACAGGCGGAAGCGCCGGGCGGGCGCGUUCCUGGAGGACCCCGCCGCGGUGCUCCCGCAGCUGCUGGCCAAGCGGGGGCGCUGCACGCCGGCCUCCGCCGCCAGAGCCGUCGAGGACCUCGGGAUCAGCCUCGAGUACGACCCGCUCGACGCGCUCCAGCUCAUCUUCCCCGACGCCGAUCCGCAGCUUCUACGAGGCUACUUCGAAGCGUCGGGAAAUGUAUUGGAUGCUGCAAUCAGAGGCUUCAAGGAUCAUUUGGCGUCAGGUUCAGAAACGGCCAGUGCUGGUGCGGCCUCGUCUCGAGCAGCAUCUGGUGGGCCGGAGCUGAAUACUCCAACCAACGGCACUGAAUGGGCGGAGCUAAUUGUCAAGGAGAUGUUGUCCGCUUCGGAUAUGAUCGACGCCAAGAACCGAGCUUUCAGGAUACUUGAAUUGUUGGAAAAAUCAACCUCGAGGUGUAUUACUCCUGAUGAACAGAAAAUGCGUGAGGAACACAAGAUACUGAAGCAGAUGCUAGUGACCCUGGUUCCCCAGAACAGCAUCCUGAAGCGAGGGUUUCUCAUCCAGCACAACCGCCUCAAGGAAUACCAUGACAUGGUGCAGGAGCGGUCUCAGUUCAAGGAGAUCGUUGCCAAGUACCAGAACCAGAUAAAGGCGCUAGAGGAUAGGAACUAUGUCCUGUCGUAUCAUCUCGCGCAAUCGAAGAAUAGCACGUCCGGGCACCGUAACCCUGAUGUCUUCUAGGUGGCGUUGCAUCUGCCCUGAAAUUUAUGCUGAUUUUGGACCUUGUAAUUUGAGAGGUCCUGAAGCUGCAUCAGCCAAUGGAAAGAUGUAAAGUGAAGUAACAUUUCCUAUAUAAUUUAUUGUGAUUCACUUUAUGUUCGGCUUGAUCAUUUGAAUACAAUCGUACUUGUCGA
This is a messenger RNA of Lolium rigidum, 950 nucleotides long. RefSeq lists its product as uncharacterized. Bases 16 to 777 code for a protein of 253 amino acids. The transcript has 5 exons. The record is from RefSeq and is a predicted model, not a curated record. Lineage: Eukaryota; Viridiplantae; Streptophyta; Magnoliopsida; Poales; Poaceae.